AUGGGCCCCUGUACCGCCUCCUCAUGCUGCUGCCAGGCCCGUAAUCUGCCAUGGGCCCCCGUACCGCCUCACUCAUGCUGCUGCCAGGCCCGUAAUCUGCCAUGGGCCCCCGUACCGCCUCCUCAUGCUGCUGCCAGGUCCAGAGUCUCUCAUGGGUCCCUGUACGGCCUCCCAUUGCUGCUGUCUCCAUCGCCACACUCUGCCAUGUGCCACUUUCAGGUCUCCUCACACUGCUGGUGGGUUCCAUUUUGUCAUAGGGUGCUGUAUGGCCUCCCAUUGCUGCUGCCUCCACCGCCACACUGUGGCUCCACACUCUGGUUUUGGCCCCGUGACUGCCCAAAUGAGUGAAGUGUGCGGUGAUUCUAAGAUCGACGGCACUCAUCUGCAUGUCAUACUGACUGACAGUAUUAUUUCUCUUCCCCAGCAGACUCCAAGGGCAUUUAAAUUAAAGGUACAGUGUUCUGCACUAAUA
Messenger RNA from Staurois parvus, 472 nucleotides. NCBI's taxonomy places the organism in Eukaryota, Metazoa, Chordata, Amphibia, Anura, Ranidae. The record is from the annotation of a GenBank genome assembly.